CGUGCUGAUUGGCUGAAGCUAGGAGUACGUGGGUUUGUCAUUGCAAGAUUCGUUCCCGAUAAGUGAUCGUCCUGCACGAUAUCACAGCCGUCGGUUGCCGCUUACAAACAUCACAGAGACUGUGUGUGCAUCCAAAAGACUAACAACUCCUCGGAUAUUGUAAAAUGUAUUCCAAUUAUUCUAACUUUUCCGUUAAGACUCUGCUUAGCGGAGUCGGCGAAAAUCACUUGGACUAUCAGGCGAUGAAUUUCCCUAUGCCGACUGCUAAUUUUCCUUUCGAGACGCAAAGAUCUUGCGAUCAACUGCAGAUGAAUAAUUACGCUUCUUGUAUCUAUGGAAGUCCUGCAUCUCCGACUCUUGAUCAUAUCCAGCCGACAUACACCACCCUGCCGUGCGGCUCCCCUGGGACUGCCCUGGGUGCCGGGCCACCCCCAUCAGCAAAAGACUUCGACACUGUCAUCCACACCCCGCCAACACCUUGCAUAGACGACGACAGCGUCGACACAAAACCGACACUGCCGUGCACCGUCACCCAGUCCGGCUCCCCCGCCACGGCAUCAACCCCUCCACGCCCCGAGGGUGAGAAAACGAAGACCCCCUCAACAAGCUCCGACUCUUCAGGAGAAUGUCAACUUCUUAAACAAAGACAAAAGAGGAAACCCCGCGUGUUGUUUUCCCAGGCGCAGGUCUACGAGUUGGAAAGACGGUUCAAACAGCAGAGGUAUCUCUCCGCCCCGGAAAGAGAACAAUUAGCUUCCAUGUUGAAACUGACAUCAACCCAAGUUAAAAUCUGGUUUCAGAACAGACGAUACAAAUGCAAAAGACAACGACAGGAUAAGAGUUUGGAACUAUCAGCCAUGCAGCCCCCAAGGAGGGUGGCUGUACCGGUACUCGUGAGGGAUGGGAAACCGUGCAUGGGACAAAAUAUGACUCCUCCCUAUUCUGCUCCGUACAAUGUUAAUCCCUUUGCCUAUUCUUCUCCCAGUUAUAACACAGUCCCUAACCACAUGGCCCAGGUGAACCAAAUACAACAGAAUGGAUAUGUCCAGCAGCCAAUACACCAAGGCAUUAGGGCAUGGUAGGGACGGGUUCGUCUCAAAAGUAAUGACACGUAAUACGGUACCCUAAGGGGGUCACUACCUACUCAGGUAAUUCAAAGCUUGAAUCCAGCCCGAGGUUUGUUUGACUGCACUAUUGUACAUAAACUCCAUACAGCGCCUUUGUGAUGGAGUGUAGAGCUCGGGUCUGGCACUUCGGGCCAUGCAAAAGUAAUGACACACCGCAGACAAUCAGCACCUUCGACAGGACUGUUCGACACUCGGAUCCUUGAAUCCAUUUCCGGUUGCCGUCGAUAACAAAUGCAGAAUGUGCCGAGGGGGCCGGGUGUGUUGUUUUAACAGACAAAUUUGUCUUUAAGAGAAAUGUCAUCUGAAUUGUCAGACACGGAACAACUGGACUGCGAGGGGACAUAAACCCGUUAUCAUGUAUGUCAAUAUUAAAGCAGUGUUUACGUUGCAAGUUUGUAAUCUGUUGGUCCACGGUUUGCACUGUGUCCUUCUGACUAGUACACGUACUUCGAGACAACUAGACAACGUAGAACCAAAUCUACUUGUGAUGUACAUGUUAGCUGUUUAGAUCUCAAUAGCAACUACAGGGUAUUUAUGUCUAUCUUGAGUAAUAAUUCUAAACUACUUUCACCAUUCAGCGAGAAAAAUAUUGACGAAGACUCGUUUCACAAUGUGUGAACAAGAUGUACAUGUUUGUGUAUUAUAGCUCAUUAUCAUCUCAUCUGAAUAAAUGUUUAUUUAUCA
Haliotis rufescens (red abalone) is the source of this 1811-nucleotide messenger RNA. Its product is annotated as homeobox protein Nkx-2.5-like. Gene Ontology annotation, biological process: regulation of transcription by RNA polymerase II; cell differentiation. Lineage: Eukaryota; Metazoa; Mollusca; Gastropoda; Lepetellida; Haliotidae. The transcript has 2 exons. Gene Ontology annotation, cellular component: nucleus. The record is from RefSeq and is a predicted model, not a curated record. The coding region runs from base 165 to 1082 and encodes 305 amino acids. Gene Ontology annotation, molecular function: RNA polymerase II cis-regulatory region sequence-specific DNA binding; DNA-binding transcription factor activity, RNA polymerase II-specific.